GUUUUUCCAGCUCUCUCCCAGCUGAAGUGAGGGAGAGCUGAGCUGGUGGGGCUUUCUCCUCCGUUUUCCCGGGGACCCAGCAGCUCAGCCAUGAGCGGCAGGGGGGGGGAGGUGGAGUGUGAGCGGUGCAGGUGCCGCGGGGAGGACAAAUCUCCUGCCAUCCUCUACAGCCUGCUCAGCCAGAAGCUGCAGCAGAGCCCCAGCCCGGCCCAGCAGCGCUGCCUGUGCCACCAGCCCCGCACCGUCCGUCUCCGCAACCCCCGCCUCACCUGCCAAGCAGCCUCCAACGUCCUGGUCAAGACCCUCAGCUUCAUGAAAAACCUCCCUUCUUACCACCUGCUGCCGAGAGAGGAUCAGUUCCUGCUGCUGGAGAGUUGCUGGGUGCCGCUUUUCCUCCUGGGGUUGGUCCAGGAGGUGGUGACCUUCGAGGUGAUGGAGGUCCCGGCUCCCAGCAUGCUGAAGAAGAUCCUGCUGGAUGGUCAAAGCCAAGGGCAGGAGCCUGAGAGGACACAGCCCACCCUGGCUGCUGUGCAGAGGCUGCAGUGCUGCCUCAACACCUUCUGGAGCCUGGACCUGAGCCCGAAGGAAUAUGCCUACCUGAAGGGAGCCAUCCUCUUCAAUCCCGACGUUCCCGGGCUGAGAGCUUCCCUCUACAUCCAGAGCCUGCAGCAGGAAGCCCAGCGAGCUCUCCGGGAGGUCCUACAGCCCCUUCACCCCGAGGACCAGGGUCGUUUUGCCCGAAUUUUACUGAUCUCUUCCACCCUGAAAUCCAUCCCUCCCCCCCUGAUCACGGAUCUCUUCUUCCGCCCCGUCAUCGGGAACGCCGACAUCCUGGAGCUGAUGGCAGAGAUGCUGUGUGAGAUGAGUGGUGGGCAGCUGGCUCCAGCAGCACCCCUGGCAUGCUGAGCCCCUGCUCCCACACCCGUGGGUGAUCCCCACACAGCAGGGGGGAUCCAGGAGUAGGGAUUUCGCCAGGGAAGAGCUCUGGACUCUGCAGGGAACUGGUAGGACUGAGGCUAGAAGACACAUGGAUGGAUGGAGAGAUGGCUCCGGUUCCAGAUGCUUUCCAGCAGCUCCUGCUCCUUCCAUUGUACAGGGAUAGGAUGAAGGGAGAUGGUUUCCAACUGGGAGAGGGGAGAUUUAGAUAGGAUGUUAGGGAGGAAUUCUUGGGUGUGAGGGUGGUGAGAGCCUGGCCCAGGUUGCCCAGGGAAGCUGUGGCUGCCCCAUCCCUGGCAGUGUUGAAGGGCAGGUUGGAUGGGGCUUGGAGCAGCCUGGGCUGGUGGGAGGUGUCCCUGCCCAUGCAGGGG
Messenger RNA from Apus apus (common swift), 1307 nucleotides. RefSeq names its product nuclear receptor subfamily 0 group B member 2 (gene NR0B2). Gene Ontology annotation, biological process: circadian rhythm; negative regulation of transcription by RNA polymerase II. Gene Ontology annotation, molecular function: transcription corepressor activity; transcription factor binding. The record is from RefSeq and is a predicted model, not a curated record. Lineage: Eukaryota; Metazoa; Chordata; Aves; Apodiformes; Apodidae. The coding region runs from base 91 to 906 and encodes 271 amino acids. Gene Ontology annotation, cellular component: nucleus; cytoplasm. The transcript is spliced from 2 exons.